AUGAAUAAUCAUUCGACAGGGGACACAUUUCUUCUGUGGGGAUUUUCCAGUUUCCCAGACCUACAGCAUCUCCUCUUUGUGGUGGUUUUGCUCUCCCAUGUGACCAUCUUAGCUGCAAACGUGCUCAUAAUGGUGGCCAUCAAGCUCAGCCACAACCUUCAUACCCCCAUGUACUUCUUCCUGUGUGGCCUUUCCUUUUCAGAAACCUGUACCACUAUGGUCAUCAUCCCCCGAAUGCUGGCCGACUUGCUAUCAGGGACCAAGAUGAUUUCUUUCCCUGAGUGUGCCGCACAGAUGUUCUUCUUUUUCGGGUUGUCAAGCAAUAAUUGUUUUAUCUUAACUGCCAUGUCUUAUGAUCGUUACAUUGCCAUCCACAACCCACUGCACUAUCCCAUUCUAAUGACCCGAAAGAUUUGCUUUCAGCAGAUAAUGGCCUCUUUUUCAGUUGGGAUUCUGGUUUCUCUCACAAUUGUCUGUACAGUAUUCAACUUGUCUUUUUGUGACUCUAAAACCAUCCAGCACUUUUUUUGUGACAUCUCCCCUGUGGUCUUGCUUGCUUGUGAUUACACGUUUUUCCAUGAGAUGGUUAUUUUUGUGCUCUCUGUCUUUGUUCUGGUGGGCAGCUUUAUUCUGAUUAUGGUUUCCUAUGUCUUCAUUGUGUCUGUGGUUGUGAAGAUGCCCUCUGCAAAGAGAAGGUAUAAGGCCUUCUCAACUUGCUCCUCCCACCUCUCUGUAGUGUGCAUACACUAUGGAUUUGCUUGUUCUGUCUACUUGAAGCCCAAGGACGGUGCCUCAUUUCGUGAAGAUAUGCUGAUGGCUGUGAUAUACACAGUACUGACACCUCUGCUUAACCCCAUUGUUUAUAGUCUGAGAAACAGAGAAAUGCAGACAGCCCUCCAGAAAGUAAUGAGUCAUGCAAAUAGGAUCAUCACUCAGAAUUUAAAUAAAAGAAAUCCAAACCUUUAA
Molecule: messenger RNA, 966 nt
Organism: Echinops telfairi (small Madagascar hedgehog)
Lineage: Eukaryota; Metazoa; Chordata; Mammalia; Afrosoricida; Tenrecidae
Product: olfactory receptor 10Z1-like
Exons: 1
Coding region: 1-966 (321 amino acids)
Biological process (GO): G protein-coupled receptor signaling pathway
Cellular component (GO): membrane
Molecular function (GO): olfactory receptor activity; G protein-coupled receptor activity
Source: RefSeq, a predicted model, not a curated record